GUACGUGCGCGGUUUCCGCACAUGGUGGGCGGUGCGCCGUGCCUGACCAUGGACGCGGCGUCGGACGUGAGCAGCGGCAGCGGCGCCGACAGCACGGCCGACGACCAGGCCGUCUGCCGCGACUACCUGCGCAACGUUUGCCGCCGCGGCCGGCGCUGCAAGUUCCCGCACCCGGCCGGUGCCGACGACGAGCUGGCCGUGGCGCCGGUGCGGCCCGAGCUCGUCACGUUCUGCCACGACUUCCAGAACGGCCAGUGCGCGCGGCCCAGCUGCCGCUUCGUGCACUGUGAGCGCGGCGACGAGGAGCUGUUCCGCCGCACUGGCGAGCUGCCGACCCAGGUGCUCGAGGCGGCCGUCAAGCGCGGUGCCGACAUCCGCGUCGGCCGGCACGAGGUGCCCGUGUGCAAGGACUUCGCGCGCGGCGAGUGCGCGCGCGGCGCCAAGUGCAAGUACCGUCACCUGACGUUGGCGGAGCUGGAGCAGCUGUGCGGCGGUGGGCGGAUGGCCGAGGCGGCCGCCGACGGCGCCGAGUCGUGCGAGCCGCCUGAGGCCAAGCGGCGACAUUUUGACGACUACUCGCACCGCGGAGUGGUGGUCCGGGACUACCGGCAGGCGCCGCUCUCGCGCGAGCCCAACCCGCACUCCAUCAUUGACUACCGGCUGAUCGAGGACGAGAACCGUAUCCUGCAGCGGCGCAUCCAGGAGCUGCAGAAGCAGGUGGACGACCUCACCACCACCAACGAGUUCCUGCUGGACCAGAACGCGCAGAUGCGGCUGGCCAAGCAGGCGGGCGGCGGCGUGACCAGCCUGGCCACCGUCACCGUGCCGGCCGUGUCCAUGGCCAGCUCGAUGACCAACGGCGGCGUGCCCACGGCGCCGCUGACCAUGUGCCCCAUCAGCCAGCCGAUGGUGGCGCAGGGCGCCGCGCCCCAGGUGGUCACCGUGCCGUGCAGCAUGGGCGCCGGGCCCGUCACGCUGACGCACACGCCCGGCUCCACGGCCGCCAUCGGCGUCAGCCUGGCGCCCGUCACGAUCCACCAGCAGGGCGCCGUCGUCUCCAUGGCGUCCAUGGCGUCCAUCAACCAGGCGGCCGUGGCCUCCAUGGCGAACAUGAACCCCAUGGCGGCGGCGUCCAUGGCGUCCAUCAACCAGCCGGUGGCAGUGUCAAUGGCAUCCAUGGCGUCCAUCAACCAGGCCGCCGUGGCCUCCAUGGCGAAUAUGAACCCCAUGGCGGCGGCGUCCAUGGCAUCCAUCAACCAGCCGGUAGCAGCUUCCAUGGCGUCAAUGGCCUCCAUCAACCAGGCGGCUGCCGCCUCCAUGGCUUCCAUGAAUAAUAUGGCGGCGGCCUCUAUGGCCUCUAUCAACCAGCCGGGUGCGGCGUCGUUGACGUCUAUGAACCCGAUGGCGGCUGCAUCAAUGGCCUCCAUCAACCAGCCAGUGGCGGUGGCGUCCAUGGCCUCCAUUAACACGGCCGCCGCCGCCGCUGCAGCUCAGGUGAACGCGCAGGUGGCGUGCUCGCUGAGUGGCGGCCCGAUCGUCUCCUACCCGAUCGUGUCGCAGUUGCGGCCGAUCCUGUCGUCCAACCUGCAGACGCAGUAGCCGCCUGACGGUGCGGCGCGGCGCGGCGCGGAGCUCCAGCCCGGCCGUCCGCUGCCGGCGCCCGGACCGCGCGCGGCCGAGCGCGGACGCGCUCACCGACGGGGACCGCCAGUGACGGGGCCAGGGGUGUCGCGGUGUGUACUGUCAGGAGAGCCUGAGCCCCCCCCCCCCAUGCUGACUUAGCCCCCCCCCCUCCCCACCGCUCCCGUGAACCCCUCAAUGCGUUUGAGCAAAAAGGUAAUAUUGAAUUGGAGAAACGGAGACAAUUUAUCUUAAUUAUUGGGGUUUAGUUACUAAGAUGAUUUCUGUGAAUUCACCCAUUGUAAGCUUUCACAAAAAUACAGUCUCGCAUCGACUUGAAAUGUUACGGCAUUCACGUGCAGACAAAAUGAAAUCAACGAUCUUGAAUCGAUGAAUUUAAUGAAUCAAUGAUCAAUGAAUUUAAACACCAAGGAGGCAGAUAAAUUGGCAAAUCCGAGGAAAAAUCCGGUUUUGGUGGUAGGUUGGGCCAACAUUGUCGGCCCAGCCUGGGGUCGCUUUCUAAAAUUAGUGGGGCGGGGACUCAGUCGAAUAGGUUGACCUAGCCCAUCUCCAAAGGCUGAUUUCUCCCCGGAUGUCGCCACUUCAAGUUGCGUCUUCAAUGUUGAAAUUUAACACAAACAUUUUUAAUAGCUCAGGGAUUCAAAAUUGUUUUCCUACGAGGCACUGACUUCCCAUUUCAGGUUUAUGUCAGCUGCCUUUUGAUGACAAGCUUAGAAUGGGAUGCGAUUCACACAAAAACGAACAACGAACAAAAUCAAGAAAGGUUCCUUCGGUCUAGUAUACCAACAGUCAAUAUAAUUGUUCUGGACGUAUUUCGCCCAGCGUUCCCUCGUUGCUCGGUAUGCAUUGAGGGGACUCAGAGGGGCGUUGGGCGGUGGAUCAAGUCAGGA
Pollicipes pollicipes is the source of this 2531-nucleotide messenger RNA. Its product is annotated as zinc finger CCCH domain-containing protein 10. Gene Ontology annotation, biological process: regulation of RNA splicing. The record is from RefSeq and is a predicted model, not a curated record. The transcript is spliced from 4 exons. Gene Ontology annotation, molecular function: RNA binding; metal ion binding. NCBI's taxonomy places the organism in Eukaryota, Metazoa, Arthropoda, Thecostraca, Pollicipedomorpha, Pollicipedidae. The coding region runs from base 22 to 1599 and encodes 525 amino acids.